Mesorhabditis belari is the source of this 891-nucleotide messenger RNA. The record is from the annotation of a GenBank genome assembly. Lineage: Eukaryota; Metazoa; Nematoda; Chromadorea; Rhabditida; Rhabditidae.
AUGUCCUCAGUGCAUGGCUCUGAGCCAACACCAAAACUUGGAGCUCCAUUAAUGGCCUUGAGCCAACACGCAUCGGUUUCAUAUGAUGAUCGAUUGGAUAGAUUACCAGAUGAGAGUUGCGAAGAACAUGAGGCAAAAGCAAGCUCGCCACUUAUGCCAAAACGUUCUCGAGUGCCCGAUCGGCCUGGCACUUCUUCAGUGACCGGAGCUCCACUCUCUCAGUCGGUUCGAUGGGUUUCCGCGUUGAGUCUCUUGCCUUCAUCCAACUUGCACAAUCAUCCAAAGGAACUACAAAGGUCCCUCUCUACACGUCACCGAGGUGAGUUGACGAUGGCUGAGAAGUACACUUAUGACCUCUCAAAAGCUCAACUGAAAGCCUCAUCAAGGACUUCAGCACUUCUCGCGGGUUUUGCUAUGGUGGCUCUAGUCGAACUGCAGUAUGAGGACGACACACCUCGAGCGUUGCUCAUCAUACUUGGAGUGGUGACUACUUUACUCGUAUCUGUGCAUUUAUUGGCUCUCAUGAUGUCCACUUGUAUUCUGCCGUAUAUGGAGGCCGCCGGUGCUACGAAAGACUCUCCACAUAUCAGAUUAAAGUUCUACGUGGAGCUCUCUUGGCUUUUCUCAACGUGUGUCGGCCUUUUGCUUUUCCUCGUCGAAAUUGGGGUGAUCUUUUUCGUGAAAUUCGUGAACGUUGGCUACAAUCUGGCCGCUUACAUCACGACCGCAAUGCUCAUUCCCGUUUUGAUCAUUUUCGUGGUGUUCUCAUAUUUGAUUCACAAAAGUCGAACCACACAUUCACUCGAGCGGAUUAAAGACAAGGUAGCCGGUUUGAAUGAGUUUUUCGAUGCUGAAAAAAAUCUCCCAUCACAUGGAAAUAUUCAGAAUAUU